Molecule: messenger RNA, 1163 nt
Organism: Manihot esculenta (cassava)
Lineage: Eukaryota; Viridiplantae; Streptophyta; Magnoliopsida; Malpighiales; Euphorbiaceae
Product: protein ZW2-like
Exons: 1
Coding region: 306-983 (225 amino acids)
Biological process (GO): DNA-templated transcription
Molecular function (GO): sequence-specific DNA binding
Source: RefSeq, a predicted model, not a curated record
GGCUCCCAACCCACCACCGCCAUCUCUCCCGUCGAUUUUAUACCUUUUCUCGAGAAUCAAACGCCACCAAUGGUAAUAAUUCGCAACUAUUCGUGGCUCUUCCCAAUUACUGAGUCUUAGCACAGCAAAGCUUAGCCAUUAAGCAAGGAGGUCAAAGCCCCCAAACAACAGCUACCUUCUCCCUUUGCGACGAAGCAAUUUUGACCAACACAAACUCAAAUACCGCCAUUGGGCUUCUUCUCUAUAUAUGUAUUCCCAGAAGUUCUGCCUUUGUUUAAGGUCUCUGUUUCAAUUGUAGUAUCCACAUGACGAGUCCUAGUGGGAACUUUGAGACCUUCUUCAAUACAUGGAUGAAUCACCAAGAAAGUCUGUUUCAACAGCUGCUGGUCGCAAUUGCUCCAGAGAAUGCUCAAAAUACUGAGCUGCACAAGAGCUUGAUCGCCCAAAUCCAGUCGCAUUACAAACUCUACUACAUGGAGAAAAUGAAUGCAACUAGAGAUGACGCAUUUGUCUUCUUGAAUCCUCCUUGGUUCAGCUCUUUCGAAAGGACUCUGCUCUGGCUUGGCGAAUUCAAACCAUCCAUGAUUUUCAAGCUGAUUGACAGAUACCUGGUGGACUUAACGCCUGAUCAGCGUCAAAGAAUCGAACAGGUGAAAUAUGAGGCUAGGAGACAGGAGAGAGCGUUGACAGAGACAAUGGCGAAGAUUCAAGAGAGCUUGGCGUCUCCGCCGAUUUUGAACUUGGCAAGACGACAUGGAAGAUUGAUUGAUGGAGAAGUGUCGGAGAUGGAAGCAGCGGUGGAGAUGCUGAAGAUGGAUAUGAUAGCAGUGAUGGAGAGUGCCGAUGCACUUCGAGGAUGGACGGUGGCGAAUGUGGUGGAGGUUUUGAGUCCAAUCGAGGCAGUUAGGUUUUUUGCAGCGGCUGCUGAAUUGCAGUUGAGAAUGAGGAGACUUGGGCAGCGCAUGGAGGCAGAAAGAAACUAAUGAGCCUAAGCUGAAUAGUAAUGGGUUUGUGAGGCCUCUGAAAUUUGAACUCCAGUUCGAGGUUACUUUACUAGGGGAAAAAAAAGAGCUACUUAAUAAGAAUAUGCUUUUUUAUUUUAUAAAACUGUGUCGUGUUGUUGUUUGCAAUAAAGUCUGCUUAAUACAAUAGUAUUUGUGACU